Chondrus crispus (carragheen) is the source of this 1548-nucleotide messenger RNA. RefSeq lists its product as hypothetical. Bases 1 to 453 code for a protein of 150 amino acids. The record is from RefSeq and is a predicted model, not a curated record. The transcript is spliced from 2 exons. Lineage: Eukaryota; Rhodophyta; Florideophyceae; Gigartinales; Gigartinaceae.
AUGCCCACCCCAGCUAAACGUCUCGCCCGCUGCUACGCGCAGCUUGCACGGCCGCUGCGAAAGCUGCGCCGGCGCUUUGGUUCCGUACGCCGCCCAGUCAGGCUGCUUUUAUUUUCUGCCACUGUUCUCCUCUUCCUUCUCCUUCUGUCCCAGCGCACCGGUCACGGCAAACAAUCCCCUGGCCCCUCGCUGUCUCGUAUCGACGCCGCACGCGCAAAGUGGGUUCAGGAGAACCCCGCCCCGGGAAAUACGCACGAGCUCUGGGACAAGGUCAAGAAUGACGUCGCCUUUGGCGUAAAGACGGGCCACGAGGUCGCGGCCCACCGCCUGGCUACUCUGCGCCGUUCAGGAUGGUGGAGCGUGGGUCGUGAUGUCCCCAACAUUCUCGUCGUGUCCGACAGUGACGACGCAGAUCUUGGCGUGGUCGGUCUCAAGGCGUACGUACGCUCAUGAUAUGCUCCGUGUAGACAACGAGACACACCCGCGCGAGAUGCCCGAAAAGUAGUGGGACAAGACCGGAUGGAGGGGGGACAAGGAUAAGAACCUUCCUGCCUUGCAUCUACUGCGAACGACGUUUCCGGGCAAGAAGUGGUACUUGCUGCUCGACGACGAUACGUACAUCUUCCUCGACAACUUUGCCGGGUACAUUAUGCAGCAGGGUAUGGACGAAAAGCCGGUGUACACGGGCAAGGUAUUCUUCAUUUCGCGGUGCGGCGGGUUUGCACGUGAUGGAACCUGGGCGGCGGACACGUCCAAGCCCAAGGGUAUGUUUGCGCAUGGCGGUAGUGGCAUUGUGAUCAACGCUAAAGCGAUAGAAAAGGUUUACUCGCGCCUCGGUGAGUGUAUCCAUGAAUACUGCUCGUGUUGGGCGGGCGACAUGCAAGUAGGCUUGUGUAUGUGGCGAGUCGGAGUACCGCUGCGGAUAAUCGAGGGAGGCCGGUCCAAGUGGGAGCGGCACUUUAUACCGUUUUGGCCUAGUAAGGUACUUAGUGACAAGCGGUACUCGCAACGGUGGCACAGCCGCGAGGAGCCGAUCCGGUUCCAUCAAAUCCCAGAGAACGAACAGAAACUGAUGAGCCAGUUUGAGAGAACGCUCGCCAAGGAUGGAGACAGUGUGCAAUAUUGCGAGCUCCGGGAACAUCUCAUGUCUAACGGAAUUAUGCCGUUUGACUCUCCAAAGUUCAGGCAGUUUAAGUACUUCUCGACAGAGUUUUUCACAGAUGAGAUGAAAAUGAAGAUGGGAGGACCCGAGAGGUGAACGGCGCGGAGGAAGGGCUAGUUUGCGUUAGAUAAGUGGGGCAAUAGCGCUUAUCUGCCUCGCAAGCAUCAGCACUGACGGGUCGGCGAUUAGAACGCAAAAGCCUUGGGAGGGGUGGUCCUCCUUUCAUUUUGAUAUCGUUGCGCAACAAACACGAUACCUUCAUGAAGACUAAGAGUGACUGCCCAUUCUUCGCUAAUCUUGCCAUGAGCCAUCGCUCCAAUCACGUAAAGUACGUUCACAACCUCCGCCUUUUCCUCGAUGCUCCUCGAGGAAAAGGCGACUCCUCU